Molecule: messenger RNA, 1034 nt
Organism: Arabidopsis thaliana (thale cress)
Lineage: Eukaryota; Viridiplantae; Streptophyta; Magnoliopsida; Brassicales; Brassicaceae
Product: tRNA/rRNA methyltransferase (SpoU) family protein
Exons: 4
Coding region: 86-754 (222 amino acids)
Biological process (GO): RNA processing
Molecular function (GO): RNA methyltransferase activity; RNA binding
Source: RefSeq, marked reviewed
GGUUAUGUAAGCUCUUCGUUUUUUGGUUUAAGGCCUUGACUUGACAAAAGCCCUCACCGGAAAAAAGAAGUAGAAGACGACGACGAUGGCGGGAUUUGAGAGCUAUGUGGUUGUUCACAACAUAGCAAAGCGUCACAACGUCGGAACUUUAGCUCGUAGCGCCACUGCCUUUGGUGUGACGGAGCUAAUCCUCGUCGGUCGCCGUGAUUUCAACGCCUUCGGUAGUCAUGGUUCAGCUUCUCACAUCCGUUUCCGCCAUUUUCACUCUCUCAUCGAAGCUCGCAACUAUCUCAAGGAGGAGAAAGAUUGCGAUAUAUGCGGCGUUGAGAUUGCAGAUGGAGCUUCUGCGGUUAAUGAACAUCCUUUCAAAAGAAACACUGCGUUUCUUCUCGGUAAUGAGGGAUCAGGAUUAUCUGCGAAGGAAUACGAAAUAUGCGACUUCUUUGUAUAUAUUCCUCAGUAUGGCUGUGGCACUGCCUCUUUGAAUGUUACUGUUGCAGCUUCUAUUGUUUUGCAUCACUUUGGAGUUUGGGCUGGAUUUUCUGAACGUGUUCGGGAUGGAAGCAAAUUUAUAGUGGCUGAUAGACCCGUAAGACAAGGAAGACGAAAUUUCUGCGCCGGCACAGAAGAAUCCGUCAUUGAAGAGCGGAAGUUGAGGAAAGAAAGUGCAGAAAAUGGGUUUUUCGAUGACAAUGGAAAUGAAAAUGGAAGUUCAUCAUCCGACCUUUUGGACGGUUUGUUCCUUAACGAAUAAUUAUCUUUUAUAAAAGAACAAAGUCUUGAUUUGGGUUCCAAUCCUGGGAAACACAUCCUUCAAUAUAUAUUAUCAAGCAAGUUAGCUUACUCACGCUUGUUCAUUCCCUAGUUACCGAAUCUUUGUUUCGCAAGUUGAGAAAGCUUAUGAAUUAGGCUAAGUUGAUUUUGAUUAUUUGAUCUGCCUUUGGUAUGAUACUAUGAUUAUGAACAUGUUUGAAAAUGAUUCAGUUGAUAGAAUCUCAUUACGCUGUCUUACAUUGUCUUCCUCAUGUAUUCUG